Branchiostoma floridae (Florida lancelet) is the source of this 1112-nucleotide messenger RNA. Its product is annotated as prefoldin subunit 1-like. The transcript has 3 exons. Gene Ontology annotation, cellular component: cytoplasm; prefoldin complex. NCBI's taxonomy places the organism in Eukaryota, Metazoa, Chordata, Leptocardii, Amphioxiformes, Branchiostomatidae. Bases 58 to 441 code for a protein of 127 amino acids. Gene Ontology annotation, biological process: protein folding. The record is from RefSeq and is a predicted model, not a curated record. Gene Ontology annotation, molecular function: protein folding chaperone.
AAAUUUUAAGAGACAAUAUAUCUCCCCCAAAAUUGAAGCUUACUGUAAUAUUCCAAGAUGGCGGUUCCAGCAGGCUUGCCGGUGGAUCAGGAGCUGAAAAAGGCCUUCCAAGAGCUUCAGACUAAGAUGAUCAGCACCCAGCAGCAGCUGAAGGUGGCUGACGCUCAGAUCGAGGCUCAGCGCCGGCUGCAACAACACGCCAAACUCACCGACAAGGAGAUCUCCAGUCUGCCGGAGGAGACACGCGUGUACGAGGGUGUAGGACGGAUGUUCCUUCUCCAGCCCAUCCCCACCGUCAGGGAGAACCUUAAGACGAAGAUGGAGUCUUCAGACGAGAAGAUUAAGAAGCUGCAGAGCAACAAAACUUACCUGGAGAGGAAUGUGAAGGAAAGUCAGGAGAACAUCAGGGAGAUGAUCAUGCAGAAAAAGGCUGCUAGUUAACUGGAGACACCAAUAUCAUAGCCUGGUAUCCAGCCAUAUUAUAGCUCCUGAGUCUCUUCUGUCCUUUCUGCAUAUAUGUGUUUGUGGAGAGGACAGAAGAGACUUGGGAGCUAUUAUAUGGCUGGAUACCAGGCUAUCAAUAUCAGAGAGAUGAUCAUGCAGAAAAAGGCUGCAAGUUAACUGGACAGCACAAUUGGGACUCCUAGCAUCAACUGUAAAUGUGUUUAAGUUUGGAGGGAUUUAAUUUCCAACACUUUUGUGUGUGUUUGUGUGUAUGUUUUACACUUGUCUUUACAGAUUGUGGAUUGUUUUGUAACAGUUAGAUUCAAAUCUAUGCUAUCAUAUACAAAUGCUCCAUUUUAGACAGAUGGACAUAUGAUACAUUUGUUUUUGACUAUAUUACUGACAAAGCACAUAUGAAUGAUUGAUUUGAUUAGACAUUUGUUUUAUUACAAUAUAAUACUCUCACACUGCAGGGUGGAUUUUAUAUGUAUGUCAAAUCACCCAUCUCUGUUAGUAUCCUGAAAUUGUAACCUGAUGUCAAUUUAAACACAGAUACAUGUAUGAUGUAUUGCAAUGUCUAUCUGUGUUUGUGUGUAAUUGACAAGCAUUUCAAUCAUGAUUAAUUGUGUUAGUGUUUGAGAAAUAAAUAAACUGGCAUCGUGACGACA